This is a messenger RNA of Symbiodinium natans, 1491 nucleotides long. The record is from the annotation of a GenBank genome assembly. NCBI's taxonomy places the organism in Eukaryota, Dinophyceae, Suessiales, Symbiodiniaceae.
AUGGCCCGGCUGGCAGCGCUCUGGCUCUUACCACAAGGAGGCUUCGGCCUGGAGGCUCCAUGGAUGCUCCAGGAGAAGCUGCAGAAAGCCAAAGAACUUCUGGAGUUUGCCUUUCGCAAGCCCAACGUGGUGGAUCCGAUGGGCGCCAAUUCCAUCAUCCUCGCCCUCGAACAGCUCGAAGAGGUGGGCACGUACACGACCCGCAUCAUGGAAGCAGGAUACGUCAAGCAGAUCUACAGUGCUGCAGGCGAGCUGGUCUACGAGCUCUCAGAAGGCGAUCAAUGGGCAGUCCAGGAGUACACCCUGAAGUACAUCUUCGUGCUUGGUGAUCUCCUUCCACUCGUGCUUAUGCAGCCCGAGGAGAUCCUCGACACAUUGGCGAAGGAGCGCGGCCAUCCUCUGUUGCGGCGCCGACGGAUCCUUUCCACGCUGCGCGUUUCCUGGUGGAGUAUGCUGGCAAAUACCAGCACCUGGGCCGUCCCUUUCUUUGGCAGCCUGGCGGCCGUUGAAAAGGCACUCCAUGCGGGGCUGCCCCCGCACUCCGAGCCCUAUCGGGAGGAGCUUCUGGAACCUUCCAUCCCUUGGCCAACCUCUCAGAGGGUUUUGGGUGCUCACGCGCGUGUGAGAGGGGAGCCUUUUCUGAGCUACGCACUCUCCCGAGAGGAGACCUUUCGGAAAGCCUGCGCUUGGCUGGCGGCUGCUCGGAGCAAGUCGGCCAUCGAGGUGGCGGAGCGGCACUUCCGUACUUUCUACGAGGAAUCGCUGGGGCGGGUGCUCCACGCAGCCGCCAGAUGGCCCGUCUUUGCUCUGCUACACCGCCUGUCACUAAAGCCUCGCCUGGAGAACGACGACCCUUUGUCGGCGGAACCUGUGGUGGAGGCUCUGGAGGAGGAACUGAGUGUGGAGGAUGAGAAUGAGAGUCUGAGUGAGACCGGGAGCGAAGCAGCGGGGGACCAAAGGCUGCCCCCCGCCAAAGCGCUGGAGUUCUACCGGAUCUACCAUGUCAUGACUCGACUCUUCGACGAGAUGGAUGUGCAGUGGUGGGUCAGCCACGGGACACUGAUUGGGGCCCUGCGAGAUGGCGGCCUCAGCCGACAUGCCGACGAUUUGGAGGUGGACGUGCCAGAGAGGGACGUGGAGACAAUUCAGGGCAGCCAGAUGCGGGCGGCGCUCGGCCGGAACGGCCUUGAAUUGAGCUACGAUCCACGAGGCAGAUGCUUCAAAGUCUGGCCAACUGGAUCCACGAAGGCCUCGGAGAAUGACGAAGUGCAGCUCAUGGACCAAAGCUGGUGGCUGCCGCAGCAGCGCGUUGGCACACCUGCACUCGACAUCUAUGUGAUGCAGACACCGAGUGACGCCGGAGGUGAGCGAUACUACAUCUCCAACGAUUUGUUCCACUGCAAUCCGCGCAGUUGCAGGCGGUACUGGCUCAAUACCGAGCUGGCAGCGUUCUAUGAAGUACCUUUUGGCCAAAGUCCCAUGCUGAGCUGA